This is a messenger RNA of Serinus canaria (Common canary), 1026 nucleotides long. Its product is annotated as thyroid hormone-inducible hepatic protein-like. The transcript has 2 exons. Gene Ontology annotation, biological process: regulation of lipid biosynthetic process. Bases 16 to 618 code for a protein of 200 amino acids. Gene Ontology annotation, cellular component: cytosol. The record is from RefSeq and is a predicted model, not a curated record. NCBI's taxonomy places the organism in Eukaryota, Metazoa, Chordata, Aves, Passeriformes, Fringillidae.
GGAUUGCACAGAGCCAUGGACACAGCACGGCUGAGCCCCACCUGGGCUGGAGCCAAGCCCGACCCCAAGGCCAUCCAGGCCAACCAGGGCUGGCAGGGGAGGACAGCAGGGGAGGGACGUGCCCCAGCACUGCAUAAAAAGCCCCCGCAGGGCCAGGGAGCAGAGACACUCUCAGAAGAGCCAGAGAAGCAGUGCCAGAGCUGCAGGAGAAGGGCCAUGGAGCAGUACUUCUCAGCCACGCAGAAGAUGGAGCAGGAGGUGAUGUUCCCCAGCCUGCUGCGAGGCGUCUUCCCGCAGGAGGAGGGGGCAGCCCCGGCCGCAGAGAGCCGCACGGACCUUUACGAGCGCUACCAGCUCCUCAAGGCCAUCAAGCCCAUGGUGGAGAAAGGCCUGGCCUCUGUCAGUGACCAGAGCCCGAGCGGUGCCCACACCGACGUGGACACAUCCUUGGGCAGCAACGAGGCCGAGGGUGCCCAGCUGGAGGAGCGCCUGUCCCACCACCUGACUGGCCUGCAGCAGGUCCUCACCCACCUCACCAGGGACACCAACGCCCUGACCCGGAGGUACAGCCAGAUCCUGGAGCAGAUCAACCUCAGCGAGGGGCAGCCCAGCUGGUGACCCUGUCCUGGCCACCAGGACAGGUGCUGGUGUCAGGAAGCACAAGACGUCCCCGUCGCUGACCACUGCAGGCUCUCCCCAGUCCCGCUGGCAUUCCCUGCUCCGUGGCAGCCGAUCGGAUCUCCCGGCACCUGCAGCGACACCAGAGAUGGUUGUGACCACUGCAGAACCAGAUGGUGCAUUUUCCUCAUAGGAAGAAGCAUCCAGCGGUGCUGGCAAGGCCGUGGGAAAGCUGCAGGCUCGUGGCCUCCUCUUUAUUUUCAAAGAGUGGCACCAAGUUGGGAGAGUUGUGAUGUGGUCCCAACCACCAACAGUCCCUGGACAUUGCCAAGCCCUUUUCCAGCUGGUACCUGGACUCCAAGGGCAUUCCCUCCUGUUUCUGCUAAUAAAAGAAUCCCUGGGAACCCA